Messenger RNA from Haliotis rufescens (red abalone), 2847 nucleotides. RefSeq lists its product as uncharacterized. The record is from RefSeq and is a predicted model, not a curated record. Bases 325 to 708 code for a protein of 127 amino acids. Lineage: Eukaryota; Metazoa; Mollusca; Gastropoda; Lepetellida; Haliotidae. The transcript is spliced from 4 exons.
UCAUUUUGGUUUGAUAUUUACACUGUAUUUCAAAGUGGCACAUGAGUAAUGUGUGUUUUGCAAACUCCAACACAUAGUAAGUCUGUAUCUUGAUAAAUAUUUCGAGGUGACCGGUGGAAUAACAAAAACAAGAUAACUCUCUUGUUCCAAGGCGUCCAGUGCCACGAGGCAGAUAGACAUCCCUGACAAAGAAGGACGUUGUACUUAUGCUGUGUUCCUUGUCACAACUGAACCCUGGUACACUGCUGCAGGGACCGGAGCCCAUCUAUAACAUCAAGCUUGUCGGGUUCCUGAAUUCUUGACGUGGUCCAUCUCGCAUAUAACAUGAACACACUUCUGAUACUGAUGUCAUGCUUGACUCUCCAGACUGCCACAUCAACAUCAACAACUGGUGUUGCCAACAGCGAUGCAACAGAGGUCACUCUCACCAGUGAGACGGCCACAACGAUGACCAAUAGCCAACCAACAGACAGCAAUGACCAAGUGAAAGAUUACAGUAAAGUCACAACGUCCUCAGCUGCAGCUUCAGCAGCAACAGCAGCCACACACCCAGAGGACCCUCCCUACACUGUGCUGGGCUUUACUGACAGAAAUGUAUACAAUUACAUUAUGUUUGGAACGACGUGUGGAAGUAUGUUCAUCCUUGUUAGCACAGCCUGCAUAUGUGCAGCGUGUCAGCAGGCCAAGCAAAGAAGACCAGUGAAAUAACACUCGCAGUCGAGUACCAGAGGAAUUAACAUAACACGAUAUAACAGUCCUGCAGACAGACUUUCACCUCAGAACAGAACAAGAAUGUGACAGAAAAUCAAACCACGUGUCUCAUAUCUAUAUCACAGACACGCUACAUUAUCCAUGACCCUUUCUAUUUCUCAAAUGCAACCACAUCUCUUCUGUUAAGCCAUUUGUCAACGAUUUAAUGUCAUUCUAUGUCAUACAUAUGUACAUCCACUACUGUAUAUAGUCAACAGUCAACAAAGUUAACUCUUAAAAACGUUGUCUUGUGCUUCAACAGGAAUACAAGCCAGUGGGUGUUCUGGGUUAGAAUUGUUCCAUGUGUGCUAGUCGUAAGAGGCGACCAAAUGGAUCGGGUUAUUGGGCUGGUGACAUGUUUGAUUGCAAAACAAACAAAACUAAACAAAAACAUUGUAUGCUACUUCUGGUCAAAGGGAUAUGUGUUGAUAAUAUAAUCAAAGAUGUUUGAUUGAAUAAAUUCAUAAGAGUUAUGUAUCUCAUAGGUUGGUAAGGUUUAAGGUUAAACUUAUUUAGCACUUAUGAAUGUGACCAGACAAUUGUAGUUUGGUUUAGCGGAAUCAUUUACCAGGAGUAGAACUGUACACAAAAAUAAAGAAAAAAAAACAAAAAUAUCUAUUAUAUAAUAUUAAAUCGGUUUUCUUUUAUCACAUCAUCUCUCAAAGGUGCUGCACGUUCACAAAUGUAAUCCUGUGAUUUGAAGUAGAAUAAUGCACAAUAACUAUCAGCAAGAAAAUUACCCCAAGGUAAGAUAUACUAGUAUAUAAAUAUGUAGUACAUAUACUACACUGUCAUGGUCUUCCUGCAAGUAAAACACAAGACAAACGACGAUAACGAUGUCUGUUUGUCUUACUUUGCGUAGAUACUUUGGUUGGACAUGCAAAUAGCGUUGGAGCUUCACCUGGCAAUAUUUUGUCACUCAGUUUUCACAAGCUGUUUUGUCAAAUAGCUGGAAGAAAAUCAAAAUCAUCAUGAACGAACGAAGGCACUUAGCUAAAUGUGUACGGUAUCUCAGAAGUUCGAAGCUGUACAAGAGAUCGACCUAGACAACUGACUCCAUCUGAUCCCGAGUCAUAACGUCAUUCCAUGGAAUGGCACUAUUCCACUUCUCCGGCAUCAAACACAUUCAAGUUUUCAAGAUCAGUGAGGAAAGUUGAGGCCACUGCAUUUUGGGAUACAAAGGGUGUGAUCCUUGUUGAUUGAUUACUGGAGAUUUUAUCAAAGAAAUGCGGUGAGUUCUACUACAUCAUGACAAUGCCUCUUCUCACACCUCUCGACUUGCAGAGUCUCCGUGCGACAAUGUAGGUUCAAAGGGCUUCCUCAUCCUCCAAACUCGCCAGACAUGACACAAAGUGAUUGUCACCUGUUUUCUAAACUGAGAGAACACCUUUGUGGAAAGCGCUAUGACGACAACGAUGACAUCAAGGCUGCAGUGAAUGUUUUUGGUUGUUGUUUUUCAGAUGGGUUCAGAAAACUUGUUCCUGACUGGAAUUGAAAAGCUCCCUAUCGAUAUGAUAAGUGUAUUGUAAAGCAGGGAGAUUCUGUUGAAAAAUAUAAUUAAAAACAAUUUCACAAUCGUUGGUUUUGUUUGUUGCGAUUAGAUCUUUUUGACCAGCCCUCUUAGGAAUUUUAUGUGCCUUGUUUAAAAGGUAAUAUCAUGGAUAGGGAUAUUUCCGUUUGUAAUACAAAAGGUAUGAGUAGUAAUCUCACCAACAGAGAGUGCUCAGCUGAUGAGCUGUUGAAACAGACAAUUACUGAAUAUCAUUUGAACUUGUAUUUAUUCUUUCACAGUGCAGGUACAAUUGUUAACAUGUCGAAUGGUUUUACAAUCGGCACAAAAGAUAAAAAGCAUUCAAUUUACAAAACAAUAUAGUACACACGUACGUUAGCAAGUAACAGAGUUAUCGUGGCUGGGGUGACACAGUGACACUACCUGGUAGACACUGGUUUGUCAUAUCUGUGAUGCAUGGACGUGUUGCUUAAAGGGUUGUUGUCUAUGUUAAUAUUAUAUUCACAACUGAAGUUAUUGGGAUAGGUCAAUGUCAAGACCUGCUUUGUCUGCCCCAAUCCUCCCAGCAUCCGACGCCCACCCACCAC